AUGACAACCCUAAUCCCCCGUGAGCCUUACUCCCCAGAGGAGCUGGAUAGGCUCUAUCCUAAAGGUCUGAAGUUGCAAUUGGUCCAGGUUUCAGUUCCUUCGUCAUGGUAUGCAACAGCUCCGCCCUGCGAACGUACACCCGUUUCCUCGCGAUUUCAAAAUACAGGCCUAGCUCCAUACUGGCCAUACUGUGGAGUUGCGAGACGUAUGGUCCAGAUGGCCUCCAGCAGUGAAGAUCUCUCUUCCUGGAAUGGUUUUCAGUUUCGCCGGAAAAUGGAGUCCUUUGGGAACAGAGACCAGUCCGUUGUUGCAGUAGGCGCGGGCAAUGAGAUCGAGGGAAUCUGCCAGCACGGAGAACUCACCGAUAAGGGUCGCGAAACUACCUACGCGCUAGGCCAGCGAUUGCGCCAUCUCUACGUUGACCAGCUCGGAUUUAUGCCUGCGAUCAAGUCCGAUAGCGAAGACAUGUACCUGCGAGCGACGCCGAUCCCCCGUGCUCUCGAGUCGCUGCAGCAGGCCUUCUGGGGCAUGUACCCUACCAGUGCUCGCACCCUCGACUUCCCGCCGCCUGUCAUUGUCGCCCGGUCCGUGUCAGAGGAAACCCUUUUCCCCAAUGAAGGCAACUGUCGGCGAUUCCGCCAGCUGGCUCGGCUCUUCGCCGACCGUGCAGCCUCACGAUGGAACGAUUCGGAGCAGAUGGAAUAUCUGAACAAACUUUGGUCUAAAUACAUGCCGGAGACUUCACCCAAGGUGGCGGUGGAUGCGCACCCUCGUCUGUCUGGUAUUAUGGAUACCAUCAACGCGACUGAUGCUCACGGACCGGCAACUAAGCUUCCUUCUGAGUUCUACGACAAGAAGGGCCGUGCGGUGAUCGAUCGCAUCGCGGUCGAGGAAUGGUUCGCCGGCUACAACGAGAGCACUGAGUACCGCAAGCUGGGCAUCGGUGCCCUCAUGGGUGACGUGGUAGACCGCAUGGUUAGCACUGCCGUUGAUGGCGGUUGGCGCAGCGAGACCUCUGCCUCUGGGUCGGGUAAGCCCGAAAAUGGCAAGUCAAUCAAGUUUGCCAUGAGCGGGUGCCACGACACCACCCUGGCCGCAAUCUUGUCCAGUGUGGGUGGGUUCCAAAAUGGAUCUUGGCCCCCUUUCACCUCGUCCAUUGCAGUUGAACUAUUUUCGCAAGCUCCCGAUAGCCGAGCCUAUGCCGGAUCCAUGCUCGAGGAGUUCUCCAACCCCCGUGUUGCUGCUAAGAAGCCCGGUCUCUUCUCGUCUCUUAUCGGAAAGAAGCCUACAGCCCAGCAGCAGUUGGCCCCCUCUGAAACCGCCCGCGCACCCAUUGAGUCGUUCCCCGAAGAGACUCGCGAGUCCCUGCGCAAACACUAUGUCCGCCUCCGCUUCAAUGACCAACCUGUUUACAUCCCCGGCUGUGCUUCCAAGCCCGAAAACCACCUGCCUGGAGACGAGAGUUUCUGCACCUUGGACGCCUUCAAGGAAAUUGUUGACAAGUUUACACCUAAGAAUUGGCAAGAUGAGUGCAUGCAGAACCUAGGACAGGGUCUGCACGGUCCUAAUGACCAGGAACGUAGCACCGCUGGCUUUUAG
Penicillium manginii is the source of this 1599-nucleotide messenger RNA. Its product is annotated as putative acid phosphatase. The record is from RefSeq and is a predicted model, not a curated record. Gene Ontology annotation, molecular function: phosphatase activity. The transcript is spliced from 7 exons. Gene Ontology annotation, biological process: dephosphorylation. NCBI's taxonomy places the organism in Eukaryota, Fungi, Ascomycota, Eurotiomycetes, Eurotiales, Aspergillaceae. Bases 1 to 1599 code for a protein of 532 amino acids.